AUGCAACCCGUGACCUCGAACCACCACCGCGAGGACAGCUCUGAGGAAGACUCGCUGCUUCCUGGACCCAGUCGGCGACCACAGCGUGGACAGCGCAAGAUGGAUUACUCUCUCGCUGGGCUAAUGGGCUGGAAGGCCCACCCCUACUGGCUGAUCCCGGUCGUCAUUAUAAUGUCGAUGUCGCGCGGUAUAACCAUGUCGCCUCGUGUCCAAGUCUACAACGCAAUUGCUUGCCGAUCGAUAUCAAACGAGUCGGGCAUAGGGUUGGCAGAGCUGUUAAAUUCGCCCGCAUGCGAUAGGCCCGAAGUCAAGGCGCGUGCAGUGGAGAUACAAGCUUCCGUCAUUACCACAAUGAGUGUUUUGAGCACCAUUACCACCGGGUUUUGGAGCCGGCUCGGAGACAAAUAUGGGCGGACACCCAUUUUGGCGGCUUUCUUCAUAGGCGCGCUUCUGAUGGAAGCUGUUUAUGUUCUCGUUAUGAAGGAAGACACGAUCUUUGGGCAGUCACCUGAGCGCUGGAUCUUGGCUGGCCCGAUCAUAGAGGGCUUAGUCGGUGGACUCUCCGUUUUUAACGGUGUCACUCACGCUUACGUUUCUGACUGCACGAGGCACGGAUCAAGGUCCAAGAUUUUCUCAACUUUGUCCGGGAUGAUCUUCGUAGGCCUCGCAAUGGGUCCUUGGUUCUCCGGAUAUUUCCUUCCGAAGGCUGGCUACAGCGAUUCCUUCUUUUUCUGCAGUAUUAGCCUUAUCAGCUUCAACUUCUUUUAUGUUUUGAUCCUUUGCCCGGAGUCACUGCAACGACAACCUGCCACAACGAGAACCACUGGAGGGACCCGCACCGAAGCUAAAGCGGGAGCACUUCCGACCAUCCGGCGCCUAUUGACCUCCUUCAUCGAAGCGCUCUUGCUUCCGUUAUUCAUGUUCGCUCCAAGAAGAUCACGAGGGACUGGCAAGCGAAGUUACACCAUGGUCUUCAUGGGUCUCGCCUUGCUCAUCUAUCUUACAUCCACUGGAGUCUUUUCCGCCAAAUAUGUUUACGCAACACAUGAAUUCAAAUGGAAUACUGCAGAGCUCGGAUAUUACAUGUCCUUGCUCUGGACAGUGCGAGCCUUCAACCUCCUCGUCCUCCUUCCAAUUAUCAUCUCCUAUUUCAAACCCAAACCCACGGAUCCCACGAGCAACACUCCCAAUGCCCGGGAUAUCGUCGCCGAGGUCAACUUCGACCGCUACCUUGCCCAAGCAUCUGUUGGCUUAGACGGUUUGGCCGACACGUUGGUGGCAAUCACAGCUAGCAGAUCCUCCCCCGUCUUCAUCGCCCUGUCGUGCCUCUCUUCUUUCACCUCUGGAGGCAAUCCGACCCUCCAUUCCCUCGGAGCAAUCGCGUUCCAUGCUUGUGGAUUCAGCUCGGAAGUGGGUGCUUUGUUCGGGGCCAUGGCGGUUCUCUCUGCUAUCGCACAUACUAUCUCGCCAACCAUCUACGCGUUCACCUACCGUCACACAGUAGCCACAUACCCAGAGGGUAUCUUCGCCCUUGCCGCCUGCCUACUCUUCUCCACUGUUCUCCUGUUGAACGGCGUUUCCUUCACGGAGAGCGAGGUUGCUCAGAACCACGCAACGGAGCCGUCGUCGGCAUCGAACUACGACUAUGAAGCCGUCUCGACCACGGAAGUGGACAAUAAUGUUGAUGAAAUCGGACGAAGACACGAACGAACAAUGUCGACGAUCUCGAACGUAUCUGUACCACACCAUCCGUGA
This is a messenger RNA of Coprinopsis cinerea okayama7#130, 1755 nucleotides long. RefSeq lists its product as hypothetical. The record is from RefSeq and is a predicted model, not a curated record. Lineage: Eukaryota; Fungi; Basidiomycota; Agaricomycetes; Agaricales; Psathyrellaceae. The transcript is spliced from 12 exons. Gene Ontology annotation, biological process: transmembrane transport. Gene Ontology annotation, molecular function: transmembrane transporter activity. The coding region runs from base 1 to 1755 and encodes 584 amino acids. Gene Ontology annotation, cellular component: membrane.